Messenger RNA from Tigriopus californicus, 1736 nucleotides. RefSeq names its product nicotinamide phosphoribosyltransferase-like. Gene Ontology annotation, biological process: NAD+ biosynthetic process. NCBI's taxonomy places the organism in Eukaryota, Metazoa, Arthropoda, Copepoda, Harpacticoida, Harpacticidae. The record is from RefSeq and is a predicted model, not a curated record. Gene Ontology annotation, molecular function: nicotinamide phosphoribosyltransferase activity.
ACGCGAAGAUUUCCCGGGCCAGCAUUUGAAGCGAUAAACGAGCGCGCGCUAUUCGCGACUGACAUUCCGCCCUCGUGGUGUUCAGGCACGGUUUAACAACAUCAGCCUGAUUGAGUACAAAAUGUAAAUCGAUGUCCUUUACUUCAAGUUCAUACUUGAUUUGCCUGAUUUCCUACCUGCGAACCGAACCUGUCUAAAAAGCCAAGCCCAACCAACGAUUCGUGUUCCCUUGUCAGUUUCUUGAUGAUCGACGAUCUGCGCUUUUCUAUUUGGUCAUGGACAAUCCAAUCUUUGGCGCAGAUUCCUAUAAGGUGUCGCAUCAUCUUCAAUACCCUCCAGGAACCACCUAUCUGAAGGCUUACUUCGAGUCCCGUGGGGGCAAAUUUGAGGGGACUAUCUUCUACGGCUUGCAAUACAUCUUGAAGAAGUACUUAACCCGAAGGAUCAAGCAAGAACACAUUGAUGAGGCUCAAACCCUCUUCAAAAAUCACUUUGGCAGUGAGGAUAUCUUCAACAAAGCUGGCUGGCAAUACAUUGUGGACAAAUGUGGUGGAUAUAUGCCCGUCAGGAUAUCCGCUGUGCCCGAAGGAAUGUUUGUUCCCGUCAAAAAUGUUCUCUUCACCGUGGAAUCGACCGACGAAAAUGUUCCUUGGGUUGUCAGCUAUGUGGAAACCCUCAUGGUCCAAUCCUGGUACCCGAUGACCGUGGCUACGAAUUCAUUCAUGCAAAAAAGGAUCAUCAAGGAUAGUUUGGAGAAAACUGCCGAUGACUUGAAAAUGCUUAAUUACAAGCUUCACGACUUUGGAUUCCGUGGCGUGACAGGGGUGGAGGCGGCCCAAUUAGGAGGCUCGGCCCACUUGGUGAACUUCAAUGGAACGGAUACACUGGCGGCCAUUCCUUUUAUCAGAGAGUAUUAUGGAGGCUGUACUGUGAGCCCCAAAUCGAUUCCCGCCACGGAACACAGCACCAUGACGACUUGGACAAAGGACCGAGAGUUAGAUUGUGCCAAGCACAUUAUGGAAAGAGUGACAAAUGUGCCUCUCUCAAUGGUGAGCGACAGUUACAAUCUCUGGGACUUUUUGACUCAAUUGGGAACUCGGGAAGACCUGCGGUCCUUGAUUCAAGCCAGAACUGCACCAUUGGUGAUUCGACCAGAUUCUGGAGAGCCCACGGAGAUUGUUCCAAAUGUGCUCAACAAAUUAGAGGAGCUGUUUGGAUCCAAAGUUAACACCAAGGGCUUCAAGAUGCUCCCAGACAACAUUCGCAUGGUUCAAGGAGAUGGCAUCUCUUUUGAGUCCAUGAAAGACAUUCUCAAAGUUGUGGAAAAUGCUGGAUGGAGUACGGAAAAUGUUACAUUUGGAUCUGGUGGAGCGUUGCUUCAGAAAGUGAAUCGGGACACUCAAAAGUGUGCUUACAAGACAUGCUUGGCCAUAGUUGAAGGAAAGAAGGUGGAUGUGUUCAAAGAUCCAAUCACGGAUCCCGGAAAGAAAAGCAAAACCGGGAACUUGACUUUGGUCUCCGAAAAUGGGUUCUUGUCGACAAUCAAGCAGGAAGAAAAGACAGACAAUCAGAUUGAAGAGCUCGUUCCAGUAUUCGAAAAUGGAUCUCUUCUGAAGGAAUACAAAUUUGACGAUAUUCGGGCCAGAGCCGAGAAAGCUUGUUAAAAUUAUUCAUGUGAUAUUGAAGGCGAAAAUUUAGCAAUAAAUGAUGUCUUGAGGCAUCAAGGAAUCAAACAA